AGUUCUUCCAUAAUCUUGGAGAGAAUGACAGUUCAUGUCAGGGGUUGUGAUAUUUUUCCAUUUUAAUUAUUAUAGAUUAUUACUACUAUUAACUAUUUCACUAAUUUUUCUAUUUAUUUAACGUCUCCAGUGAACGUGUGGCUCUUUUUCUAUAUUUAUUUAGGAUUAUUUUUCCAUACCACUAACUCAAUUAUUUUAAUGAGUGAGGUUAAAUAUGAAAGAUAUAUGAUCUUCAAUUUGGCUUUGAUAACAUUUUCUCUGUAAAAAAUAUUAAAUCUACAUUUAUUAAUAUUCACUAUGGCUGCAAAUACUUCUGUUAAUGUACCUCAAGAGGACAUUCCAGUUCGAGAUGAUAUGAUUGAAACUGCAAUAAAAUUUCUAGAAAAUCCAAAUGUUAAAAAUACUCCUUUGGCUCAAAAACAAACAUUUUUGCAACGUAAAGGCUUGACUGAUCAGGAAAUUCAAAUAGCUUGUGAAAAAUCGGGCGCUUAUGCUCAUCAUGAACAACAAAAUGGUGUUACACCAUCAUUACCUCCAUUAUCUAGUACAGUUACCAAUUAUAGAUCACACGGUGUGGCACAAUUAAGUUUUUUCGAUAGAAUAAGAGAAAUAGUGCACAAUAUUGCAAUUUUUAGUAUUGUCGCUUACGUUAUUCAUAAAUUUUAUCAGCAAUAUGUAGCUCCAUUUUUAUUUGGGAAAAAGAAAAAAACAGUAGAGGAGAGUGUGCAGGAGAUGAACAAAAAUAUGAAAUCGUCUAUUGCAGAACUAAAAGAUGAUCUGAAAAGUGUAAAAGUAGAAGUCGAUAAAUUAAGCCAAAGUUCAGAAAAUAAUACAACUAGACAAUUAGUAGAAUUAAAAUCUGAAAUUACUAGUGUCAAGGGGCUUCUCUUAGGGAGGAAACAAUUUCCAUCAGUAGCAAAUAGCCCUGUAGUUCCCCCUUCGAUACCAGCUUGGCAAAUGUCCAGCGUAGGUCUCGACGGCAAUGACGAUCAUGACGGUGACGGAGAAGAGAGAAAGGAAGACCUUUUAGAGGUUGGAUCUGGUUCAGGUUCUUCAGAGCCAGAGCACGGGAUGAAAACUAGUGAAUCUAGUUUAGAAAUCAUAUAUUCAUCAAGGGAUUGUGAUUCGGAGUCUUGCCAUAGUAAGAAAAGUCACAAGGAGGAUAUCGACAAAGAUCGACUCGAUUGCUAAGAGAAGUAUAUUUUAUUUACCUGGAAUUUUGUGCGUAUUUUCUGUUACUUAUUGUUGUCAGGAAAUGUAUUUUAAAUGAGGUUUAGAUUGGGAUUUGAUGAUAAAUUUACUUUUUAUUGUUUUACAUAUUUGUAUCAAAUUGGCAAAUAUAUUUGUUUUAUAUUAUUA
This is a messenger RNA of Anoplophora glabripennis (Asian longhorned beetle), 1359 nucleotides long. Its product is annotated as peroxisomal membrane protein PEX14. The transcript is spliced from 5 exons. Lineage: Eukaryota; Metazoa; Arthropoda; Insecta; Coleoptera; Cerambycidae. Bases 298 to 1191 code for a protein of 297 amino acids. The record is from RefSeq and is a predicted model, not a curated record. Gene Ontology annotation, biological process: protein import into peroxisome matrix, docking. Gene Ontology annotation, cellular component: peroxisomal membrane; peroxisomal importomer complex. Gene Ontology annotation, molecular function: signaling receptor binding.